Messenger RNA from Drosophila eugracilis, 3027 nucleotides. RefSeq names its product ATP-binding cassette sub-family F member 1. The coding region runs from base 133 to 2868 and encodes 911 amino acids. Gene Ontology annotation, molecular function: ATP binding; ATP hydrolysis activity. The transcript is spliced from 3 exons. The record is from RefSeq and is a predicted model, not a curated record. Lineage: Eukaryota; Metazoa; Arthropoda; Insecta; Diptera; Drosophilidae.
GCAAUCAUCCCUGGCGACACAACUGGUUGUGUAUAUAUGUAUGUAUAUGUCUAUAUUACAUACCUAUAUAAUAUUGCCAGCUCUGCACGUGAAAUCCGAAGGCGGCGAAAGUAAUCUGUGAUCAAAUCAAAAAUGUCCAAGGCCAAGGGUAAAAAGAAGGAUCGUUUCGAUGACGACGAUGAGCAGUUGGAGAAAGUACAGGAGAAGAAACCGCCGACGAACAAGAAGGGCGGAAAGAAGGGCAAGCGUGGCGGCGAUUCCAGCGACGAGGAUGUCAUUCCCAAAAACCGGGACAACGAGGAUCUGGAGAGUAUAGCCUCCUCAAAUCAGAGCAAACAGCAGACGGCUGGCAAAAAGCAAGCUAAGAAGGGCAAAAAGGGAAAGAAAAACGACGACUGGAGCGACGAGGAUGAAAAGCCAGUAAAGGGUCGGCCCGCCAAUGACCAGGAUGAUGAGGAUGACGACGAGACGCCUCCUCCAUCCAAACCAGCUGCCAAAAAGCCACCGCCCAGCAAGAAAAACAAGAAGAACAAAAAGAAGAACGACGAUUUCUCCGACGAUGAGGAACCCGAAUUAGACUUGGAGGAGCUGGAAGAUGAGGAAGAGGUGGUUGUUGUGGCCGCUAAACCCGCAUCCAAGAAGUCGAAAAAGAAGCAGCAGGCUCAGCAGAAGAACAAAUUCGCUAUGAGCGAUGAUGAUGAUGACGUCGCUGAAGAUCUCCAAGAUGACGACGACGAGGAGGAGGAACAGCUGUCCGUCAAGCCGGCGGCUAAGAAGUCAAAGAAGAAGCAGCAGAAAGAGAAACUGCCAGCCACCGAGGACGAAGAAGAGCCCGAGGAUGAGGAUGAACAACCCGAGAAGGAAGUGGAGGAGAAAAAGGCAGAACAAGUCCUUAGCGAAAAAGUCGCUGCAGUGAGUCUCAAGGAAAAGACUCCCGAACCUAUAGCGGAACCCGUACCCGAACCAGAACCUGAAGUCGAGGACGAACCAGAAACUGAGGCGGAACCCAAGUCCGAGGACAGUAAAGAAACUAAGGAGAAGAAACUCACCCACAAGGAGAAGAAGAAGCAAAAGAAACAACAGGAGUACGAACGCCAAAUGGAGUUGAUGACCAAGAAGGGCGGUGCCGGACACUCUGAUUUAGACAACAAUUUCACCAUGUCCCAGGUGCAGAAAAGUGCUGGUCAACAAGCAGCUCUGGAGCAUGCCGUAGACAUCAAGAUCGAGAAUUUCACCAUCUCAGCCAAGGGCAACGAUCUGUUUGUGAAUGCUAAUCUAUUGAUUGCCCAUGGACGUCGUUAUGGCUUAGUUGGUCCCAAUGGACACGGCAAGACCACACUUCUCCGGCACAUUGCCACCCGUGCCUUUGCCAUACCUCCAAAUAUCGAUGUUCUGCUUUGCGAACAGGAAGUAGUGGCCACCGACAAAACGGCCAUCGAUACGAUUUUAGAAGCUGAUGUCCGACGCACAGAGAUGCUUAAAAAGGCAGAUGAUCUGGAGAAACAGUUUGCCGCUGGCGAUUUGAGUGUUCAGGAGGAGCUAAACGAUACCUUUACGGAGCUGAAAGCUAUUGGAGCUUAUUCGGCAGAAGCCAGGGCAAGGAGAAUCCUGGCCGGUUUGGGUUUCAGCAAGGAAAUGCAGGACAGGCCAACUAACAAGUUCUCUGGUGGCUGGCGCAUGAGAGUGUCUCUGGCUCGUGCUCUCUAUCUGGAGCCCACGCUGCUCAUGCUUGACGAGCCUACCAAUCACUUGGAUCUUAAUGCUGUGAUUUGGCUGGAUAACUAUCUGCAGGGCUGGAAGAAGACCCUGUUGAUCGUGUCCCACGACCAGAGUUUCUUGGACAAUGUGUGCAAUGAGAUUAUUCAUUUGGACCAAAAGAAGUUGCAAUACUACAAGGGCAACUACUCCAUGUUCAAGAAGAUGUAUGUGCAGAAGCGCCGUGAAAUGAUCAAGGAGUACGAGAAGCAAGAGAAACGCCUGCGGGAGCUAAAGGCUCAUGGCCAGUCGAAGAAGGCGGCGGAGAAGAAGCAAAAGGAGUCGCUCACUCGCAAACAGGAGAAGAACAAGUCCAAGCAGCAGAAACAGGACGAAGAUGAGGGACCACAGGAACUGCUGGCCAGGCCCAAGGAAUAUAUCGUUAAGUUCCGCUUCCCGGAGCCAUCGCAACUUCAGCCACCCAUUUUGGGUGUCCAUAACGUAACCUUUGCCUUUGCUGGCCAAAAGCCGCUGUUCAUCAAGGCUGACUUUGGUAUUGAUCUUACCAGUCGAGUUGCCAUCGUGGGACCCAAUGGUGUGGGCAAAUCUACUUUCCUGAAGCUGCUGCUCGGCGAACUGGAACCGCAGGAGGGCGAGCAACGCAAGAAUCAUCGCCUCCACGUAGGUCGAUUCGAUCAGCACUCCGGUGAGCAUCUCACGGCAGAGGAAUCGGCCGCAGAGUAUCUGCAGCGUCUGUUCAAUUUGCCGCAUGAAAAGGCGCGCAAGGCAUUGGGUUCCUUUGGUCUGGUCAGUCAUGCCCAUACCAUUAAAAUGAAGGAUCUGUCCGGUGGUCAGAAGGCGCGUGUGGCCCUAGCCGAGCUUUGUCUUAGUGCACCCGAUGUCCUGAUUCUCGAUGAACCUACCAAUAACCUGGAUAUCGAGAGUAUCGAUGCCUUGGCGGAGGCCAUUAAUGAAUAUGAAGGUGGCGUGAUUAUCGUUUCCCACGACGAGCGUUUGAUCCGUGAAACGGGCUGCACUCUGUAUGUGAUUGAGGAUCAGUCGAUUAACGAGAUCGACGGAGAGUUCGAUGAUUACAGGAAGGAGGUACUCGACUCACUGGGCGAGGUGGUCAACAAUCCUAGCGUGGUAGCUAAUGCGGCUGUGCUGCAAUAACCCUCAGGGACUUGGAGUCCUUGCCACUGGUCAUCAUCUCGUCAGCCGGCUCGCCCUAUGUUAAUUGUUCAAAUGUUGAAUGGUUUAUCCGCUAGUUAGCCUUUUUAUACCAACAUAUACACUAAAGAAUAACAAAUUGUGAAAGUAAGAGUUAUCACA